AAGUCUGGCCACUGACGUCGAAAAGUGUCAGUAUACCCUGGACCGACCGAUUCCAGCAACGCGCUGAUCCCUGUGUGUCUCAGUAUCUCGUGAAAAACGGCAGUGCAACUAUAUAAGUUUCGUUUUACCAAGUUCUCGUCUUUUUAAGGAUCACGCGAUUCUUCUGCACAGCAGCGAAAACACUGGAAGCGUUCAUGAAUGGAUCGAUAAGAACGUCAUUGGCAGUGUGUCGCGUGUGAAUACAGCAUUUUGUGCACGUUUUUAAACUUCCUUCGUUCCAAGGAGAAAAGUCUCCGGCAAAGUUUCUUCCACGAGCAACAAAGUUUCGUCGAUAACAGUUCCCCGUUUUUUUUUUCUUCUUCUUCUUCUUCUUCUUUCUUACCACCGUUCUCUUUCUUAUCCCUUUAUUUUCCCUGCUUUUUUCUUCCUUCUUGUUUUUCGCUCGAAGGAAAGAAACGGACUCGGAUUUGUUUUAUGCCGACGCUUUGAAGUUCCGUAGAAAGAGGGAGAGAGUUGAACGUAUAAUUCUCUGGGCAUGGAGCAGUUCGAGCAACUGCUAACGUGCGCGAUAUGCCUGGACCGGUACAGGAACCCGAAGCUUUUGCCAUGCCAGCACAGCUUCUGCAUGGAACCGUGCAUGGAUGGCCUCGUUGACUACGUGCGUCGACAAGUGAAAUGUCCAGAAUGUCGAGCGGAACAUCGUAUACCCUACCAGGGUGUACAGGCCUUCCCGACCAACGUGACCCUGCAAAGAUUCUUGGAAUUGCACAUCGAGAUCACUGGGGAGCUACCAGACCCGACCAGCGGUCAAACAAUGGAACGUUGCGGCGUUUGUUCGGAGAAGAGCUACUGCUCCCUCUGCGUCCACUGUGAGAAAAAGUGCUGCCCUGAAUGCAAGGACGCUCACAUGGACAUCCUCAGGCGUGAAAUCACGCGCAUCAAUUCCCAGAUACGCAGGGGGCUGCACAGGUUGCAGGACGCGCUGGCUUUGGUGGAGAAAAACACAUUGGGACUACAAACAAACUGUGCCUCGGUCGCGGAAGAGGUGGACGAGAUUUAUCGGAGGCUGAGCAAGGCUUUGAAAGACCGUACGGAACAUCUGCGUAACGAGGUCGAUCGAUACCUGGGCACAGAGCUCAGAGGCUUGAUUCAGCUCAAAGAGAAUCUGGAAUUGGAAAUCGCGAAUAUCCAGAGCAACUGCGAUUUGGCGGAGGCUCACAUCAAUGAAAACGUGCCAUGGGACGAUUCCGAACUCCUCGAUACAAAAGAGCUUUUCCUGCGUACGGUGGAAUUCAUCAGGAACUUCGAGUACGAAGCCGGGGAUUACAGUCGGCGAGUGCGUUUCGUGAUGGCGCACGAUCCGAACCAACUGGUCCUCCAUGUAGCCGGUUACGGCGAACUGAAUAUCAAGCCAGAAACCGGAAGCGGAGGAUUGCUGGGUAGCUCGAGCAGUCUAGCACCUCCCGGAGGAUCACCGGGUCUCAUGAGAAGCAAAAGCGACCACCGUCUGGCUUCGCAAUACCGGCAGCAAGAGGAAGAGCGACUGGCGAGAAAUCGAUACGUGCCCGAAUACGAGUACGAUGCACCAGAAUACGAAGUGCCGAGGAACAAAUCGAGAUACAGAAGUCGAUUUAUGCGACAUCGGGACGGGGACGAUUCGGAUGGCGACUCGAGGUCGACCGUGAGGUUUACGUCGACGCCACAGGAGCCCUCGGGACUUCGUGAACGUGUCCUGGACACAGAAGACGCGGCACGCGGGCCACUUUCCGGGAUUUUUCGACUCACAGACUCGCCGCGUAUUAUGAAGAAGCUUCAAGAAUACGAGAGAGCCGGAAAAAGAAAGAAGGAGGAACCGGUGUCACAUCCUGCUCAACAACCUCAACCACCAAAACCUCAGGUCCAAGUCAGAAAAGUGCCGACAGCGAUGGCGAGACAAACCAGCGAGGAUGACGAGAUUUCUAGGAUUAAAAAGCAGAACAAAACGGCGGCCACACCUGCGACUGAAACGCUGGAAGAACGACAACCAGUAUCCACACCUACACCUGUUCAUCCGCCUCCAAGGGAACAGUCUGAACGAGAACCGGAAGAACCUGCACGAAGACCGAUGCCCGCGAGGAGAACUUCCACGGAUACCCACACUCCUGCGACGAGAAGCGCUUCAUCAGACUCGAGCACGGGCUCCGAGAGCUCAGGAGGAUCAGGAAUCCGCAGCACGGGUGCACCAUUCACCGCCGAGGAAAUGAAGCAGAAAUACUUGUCGAGAGCACCGACGUCGAACGCAACAUCUACGAUCUCGUCGCCGCACAGCGGCACACCACCGACUGCCAAAGACACCGCCAACGCCUCUCCCACUUCGCGAUCCUUUCAGAGCCGUUUUUUAGGCGCAGGUAACCGUGCAGCCCCGCCGCCACCCACGCAACCACCUCCAGCAGCGCGAGAGGAAACGGCCAUAAAGAAGAAGGAGGAAGAGGAGGAGGACGACGAGGAAACUAGUAGUUCCUCGGAGGAGACGGAAUCCGAGACUGAGGAGGAAUCGGAAACCGAUGCACAUCCGUCGGGCACGACGACCUCGACAACACCCUCGACCACUGCACAGGAUCGUCAGAGAAGCGAAUCCGCGAUGGCGAGGACAGAUAUCGGGCCUCUGCUCGCUCGAAGCGCAGAAGCUAGACGAGGUAGCAAGGAAGACUCUCCUACGACCAGGUAUUCGUCGCCGAGAGGAAGUCCCGCGCAUUCGGUGACGAGCCCGACAACUACGACGACCACGACGCCGACGGGCGGCGCCGCGACAACGCCGGCCGGCUACACCAGCAGGACGUUUAGUGACGAACACGAUGAACCGUCAAACACCGAUCGUGUCGAGGAUUACGAAAUCGCGGCUAAGAACGCGGAUUACGAUAUUGUCGGUGCAGACGGAUCGAUGGUUAAACCGCAGUCGAACAAACGAACCUAUAUACCGGACGAUAGUACGGACACCGACGAAACGAUCACCUCAUCCUCCUCCUCCUCCGCCACUAGAUUCAAAAGUCUCGAAGGUAACGGUAACGAUAGUCGAGUAGAGAACCGCAGAGAGGUCAACGAAGACGCGUUAAUGGAAGGUCGUUCGGGGAACGACGUGAACUCUUCGUUAUCCGCUUGGACCGACCGACGAGCGUCGCUCGCUCAGCCAGCUACAAUCCGAGAUAAUGGAUACCAGCCAGAUAAGACUGCGAGUUCCAAUGGAUCCCUGGAAACCUCGCGAGAGACGACCAUCAACGGUGACGGAAGGAAAUACGCGAAUGGGUCGAGCGAUAAAUCCAACAACGUGGAAUCGAGUUCGGAGAGCGAAUCCGAGAGCGCCACCGAGAGCGCCACCGACAGCGACUCUGAAAGGGACGAGGAAGAGGACAAAGAAUCCAGAGACGAGAAUAGUAACAUAAUGAAUAAAAAGACUGAAAAGCCGGAGCAAGGUCGAGCCUCGGACAUCCAACACCUGAACGAUACCAACAGUGAGGAUGAAUCGACCAGUUCGGAGACCGACGAUCAGACUACCGUAUUAAGCGUACCGUCCAACUCUCAUUCCGAAAAUAGUUACACCGUUCUGGAACGAUACGACGAUAGAAGCACGAAGCGGCGAAGCUCCUCGAUACUCGAUGACAAAAGUAUCGAGGAAUUGUUCGACGACAACGGAUGGGUGAUUACUGAUCAGGAUCUGCAGGCAGAGAAACCUCGGAGGAUCUCCAAAGAUUUCAAGUCGGUCGAUCGCAAUGACUCAGGCAUAAACAACGAAAACACUGACAACGAGUCAUCCUCGAACGACGAGAAAAGUAACAUUCUGGAUAGCGAUACGAUCGACAAGGAGGAUAACGAAAAGACUGAAAACGAGAACGCGUUAAGUAUAUCCGAAUCGUCUGAAAGUUUAUCGAGAAGUCGAGCGUAUAGACAAAGUAGCAUUGGCAAGAACGGUUGGCUAGUGUCGGACGAAUCGGAGACUGAAUCUGACAGAGCCACUUCACCCGUGGAAAAUGCUGCGAUCCGAACUGAGACCGAUACGACUGAGGCUUCGAAGAAUGUAGCGAGUAUCGAGGAUGAGAGAAUGAAUGACGACGAUGCGUCAACACCGACGUCGACCACGGUGAAAGAGAAAAAAUCUGAAAGUGGGAAAGAUUCGAUCGUGGCCGACAACGUCGACGAGAACGGUUGGGUGAUUCUAAACAAGGUGAACAACUCGUCUACGGGGAAAAAUAUCGAGGGCGGAAGCAUGGACGAGACGAGCACGAUUCGUUCCCAAACGACCGACCUCGUAGCGAGAACUAACAUUGAGAACGGUGCAUUAGUCGCGAACGCUACCCAAUCCAAAGAGACCGAGACUUGCAACGAGCACGAGGACACGCCUGGUGUCGAUAUCACUAUACCGAUGCAAAUGGUUCCUGAACAAGAGCAGAAGCCAGGCGGCGAUGAUGGCGAGUCGGGAACGAGAACGGGAGCGCGAAAGAGAACGAGAACGCGAACGAGAACGCGAAAGGGAAAGAGAACGGGAGAGAGAACGCGAACGAGACGCGGACACGGAGGUCGAUUCGCCGCUGUCGACGAGGUCACGGUACGCCGCGUUGAAAGAAAGAAGACAACGGCUGGCUCGGUCCAGAAGCUCGCACAACUUCGGCGGAGAUGACCUCGACCUCGACGAAGAGCCACCCUCUCCGACGACCCAGUCGCCGAACGCUUACUUGGCUGCCAAGUACGGAGCCGGCUCUGAACUGGCCAGAAGUCGGAGUACUCACGCCUUAAAGUCGAGAGAACCGAGUCCGGAGCGUGAUAGGGUUGGCACAGAGAAGGAUGGCGCAGCUUUGAGUUCGUGGGCACGAUACUUGAAGAACAAAUACGGGAAUCGCACCACCAAAGACAA
Messenger RNA from Bombus pascuorum, 4885 nucleotides. RefSeq names its product RING finger protein nhl-1 (gene tn). Bases 536 to 4651 code for a protein of 1371 amino acids. The transcript is spliced from 12 exons. Gene Ontology annotation, molecular function: ubiquitin protein ligase activity; translation repressor activity; metal ion binding. Gene Ontology annotation, biological process: negative regulation of translation; protein polyubiquitination; proteasome-mediated ubiquitin-dependent protein catabolic process. Lineage: Eukaryota; Metazoa; Arthropoda; Insecta; Hymenoptera; Apidae. The record is from RefSeq and is a predicted model, not a curated record.